This is a messenger RNA of Ostreococcus lucimarinus CCE9901, 3039 nucleotides long. RefSeq lists its product with no specific name. The record is from RefSeq and is a predicted model, not a curated record. NCBI's taxonomy places the organism in Eukaryota, Viridiplantae, Chlorophyta, Mamiellophyceae, Mamiellales, Bathycoccaceae. The transcript has 2 exons. Gene Ontology annotation, molecular function: small GTPase binding. Bases 1 to 2232 code for a protein of 743 amino acids. Gene Ontology annotation, cellular component: cytosol; nuclear envelope. Gene Ontology annotation, biological process: protein import into nucleus.
AUGGGCACGCGGCAGAGCGCGAGCAUUUACUUCAAGCAUCUCGUCAAUAAGUCGUGGACGCAGCGCGAAGGCGCGACGGCGACGACGGAGACGAAUCCGAUCUUGGACGAGGGCGACAAAGCGGCGGUUCGACGCGUCGCGCUGGAGGCGAUCGCGAACACGCCGAGCAAGGUGCGAAGUCAGCUCGUGGAGGCGGUGCGAGUGAUCGUUCAUCAUGAUUUCCCCGGGCGUUGGCCGGAGGUGGCGAAUCAGGUGCUGGAUGGGUUGAACGCCGCGUCGUCGAGCGAGAGCGGAAAGCUGUGCGGGACGGUGUUGGUGUUGCACGCGCUGUGUCGAAAGUAUGAGUUCAAGGCGGUGGAUGAGCGAGCAGACAUCGAAGAGAUGAUACGCGUGGUGUUUCCAAAGUUGCUGGAGAUUUUGAAGGCGUUGCUUGCGUAUCAAGGCCCGCCGGACACGGAAUUGGAGGAGUUGAAGAAGGCGAUUUGCAAGACGUACUUGAGCGCAACGUAUCUUAACGUCGGACCGUCUUUGCGCGAGGAAGGGACGUUUCGGGAAUGGAUGGCGGCGUUUCACGCGAUCAUCACCGCGCCAGUGCCGACAGAGAAUAUGCCGACGGACGAUAAGACUGAGUUGAAACAUUGGCCGUGGUGGAAGACGAAGAAGUGGGCGAUGCACGUCGUCAAUCGGAUGUUCAAUAGAUACGGCAACUUGAAAAAGUGCCAACCUCACGACAAGGCUCAAGCGACGGUGUAUCGUGACAAAUACGCUGGACACUUUGUGACAGUAUACAUCCAAUUACUGAGCUCCCUCGCCACGGGUGCGGUGAUGCCCGACCGAGUCGUCAAUCUCGCCGUGCACCAUCUCUCCACGGCGUUGGGGGUUCCGACGAUGUACAAGCACAUGGAGCCGCACCUCGAUGCAAUCUUCCAGCAAAUCGUAUUUCCAAUGCUAUGUUUCAGCGCUGAGGACGACGAGCUGUGGAAGGAUGAUCCCCAAGAGUACGUUCGAAAAUCACAAGAUCUCAUAGAAGACAUGUAUUCGCCACGAACCGCGGCGUGCAGUUACACACAAGAAUUGGUGAUUACCGGCAGGCGUCUGAAGGAAAACUUGCCAAAGGUGUUAGGCGCGAUGGUUCAAAUAUUCACCAAAAACUCUUCCAGCGUCAGAUCCGGGCCGAUGGACGCUAGAGCGCGAUACGAACUCGAUGGCGCGCUGCUCGUCAUCACCACCCUGUCGCAACUUUUAUCCACGCACCCGGAUUACGCAAAGGAAAUCGAAGGUAUGCUCAUGACGCAUGUUGUUCCGGCAUUUGGUUGUGUACAUGGUCAUAUUCGCGCCAAGGCGGUAUCGUGCGUAUCAAAGUAUUCGGAUAUCACGUUCCGAGACCAGAAUAACUUUAUGCAGCUGUUUUCGAGCGUCGUAAAUGCGAUGAAGGAUCCCGAAAUUCCGGUGAGGUUCGAGGCAGUCGUUGGGCUCGGAGCUUUUGUGCAAGCCACAGACGACGUGAGCGCGCUGAAGGGUAUUCUACCACAGUUGUUAGACGAGUUUUUCAAGCUCAUGAACGAAGUGGAGUCGGAAGAUGUUGUGUACACGCUUGAAACAAUCACCGAAAAGUUUGGCGAAGACAUCGCGCCCUUCGCUUUGGGCAUGACGCAGAACCUCGCCGCAGCGUUCUGGAAGGUUGUGCAAGAAGCUGAAGGAAAGGAUGACGAUGAGUACGGCAUGAUGGCAUGCAUGGGAUGUCUGCGCGCCAUGUCGACGAUUCUCGAAUCCGUUUCUAGUUUACCGCACAUGUACCCCGAACUUGAAGCCGCCGUGUUCCCAAUUUUGCAUAAAAUGAUUAGCGAAGAAGGAUACGACGUGUUUGAGGAAGUUUUGGAGAUAUUGUCCUACCUAACGUAUUUCACUCCGGUCGUGACACCACGCAUGUGGGAACUCUGGCCGCUGAUGAUGCGCAUGAUGGAUGACUGGGCGCUGCAAUAUUUCGAGAAUAUGCUCAUUCCGCUCGACAACUACAUCAGUCGAGGCACGGAGCACUUUCUCACCCCUGGCUCGAGUUACGUGGAAGAUACGUAUAAGCUGUGCGAAAAGGUAUUAGGAGGCGAUUAUCCCGAGCCCGAUUGCUUGCCAGCGCCAAAGUUGAUGGAGUGCGUGAUGACGAAUUGCCGCGGCCGCGUCGACGUCGUCAUCGAACCGUACGUGAACAUUGCACUUGCGUGGAUUGGCUCAUGAUGACUUACGCGCAUGCACUUCAUUAUAACGCAUCGCUUGCGCUGGCAGCGACGAACCGAACUGGCAAAACGAACGAAGUGUUCGCGUUGUGGUCGAACAUGCUCGCCGAGCGCAGGAAGAGUGGAGAACGUAAAAACUUCACCUCUGAACACGCCAAGAAAGUUUGCGCGUUGGGACUCAUGGCGCUUUUGCAAGCGCCGGCAGAGUCGUUAACACCUGAGAUUCGAGGUGCGCUCGGAGGUAUUCUUGACACGCUCAUCUCUUUACUCGAAGAUUUGCGAUUGCAAAUCACGGAGCGCAAGUCGGAUGAAGCGAGCGGCAAGAGUAGGCAUCAAUGGAAUGGCCUUGGCCUCUUCGACGGCGAAGACGAAUACGAGGAACACAACUUUGACGAAGAGGACGAUGAUGGAGAAAUGCACUUUGACGCGACGACGCUCCGCGCGUUGGCGAAGCAAGCGCAAGACGCUGAUCCGUACUCUCGCGCCGGCGACGUCGACUCAGAAGACGACGAGCAUUUCUUCUUCGACGACGAUGACGAUUCGUGCCAAAGCCCGCUAGACGACAUUGACACGUUCAUCGUAUUUUCGGAGUGCAUGAAUCAGUUGCAUCGCACCGGUAGUCUCAAUCCGAGCGCUGAAUCUCAUUCAAAAUUGCAGGAGUUGAUCAAUCACGCCGCGAUUCGUGCCGAAGAGUUCCCUCGAGAGCGCGCGGAGGCGAAGAAGGAAUCACACGGCGUGUCUGGUAGUUGAACGAGUACCAGCAUACCGGCGGUACGUUAGACUGAUAAUUAUGUGAAUAUACUUAGUA